Acanthoscelides obtectus is the source of this 863-nucleotide messenger RNA. The record is from the annotation of a GenBank genome assembly. Lineage: Eukaryota; Metazoa; Arthropoda; Insecta; Coleoptera; Chrysomelidae.
AUUUGUCUCCAGCUGUCUGGCCAGUCCCGUGCCGCGCCAUAUAUCACGCCAUAAAGUAGUGGGGGAAGGUGUGGUAAGUGACAUCCGUAUUAUCCCAACUGGAAAUUGUUAGUAUUGGCUCAAUCGUCGGAAGAUGUGCACAGAUUACUGAUAGGUUAAGCAGGAACUGGGUCCGACAAGUAAAAAAGUGUCUUGGAAACUUGUCUCUUGUCAGUACCGUGUUCACAGGUCUAUCUACUAGUCUAUAGCAGGGUGUAAGAUGUCUGGACAUAGGAAAAUAUCUGAUGAAGAAAGAAAGCGUAUUAAAUGUGACCGGGAACGAGAACGGAGGCGUAAAAUAAGAGAAGAUCCGGAAAAACGUGAGGAGCAGCGGGAAAAAGAGCAUCAGAAAUACUUGCGUCAACGAAAGAAUAAACAAAGGAAGCUUGUUUCGGAAAUGACAGAAAGAGAAAUUAGAUCGCAACGCAAGAAAUGGAGACAAUAUACAAAGUCUCACCGAGAUCGAUUAAGACUAAGAUCAUCCGAAAACGCACAUGUGCCAGAUCAUUUAACGAAACAGUUAGAUGGAAGAAAGGAACAUGCAAUAAAGAAAAGUAAUAGAAUGAAACUUAAGCGACAUCGAGAAAAAAGAAAAAAUGAAGCUAAAAUAGCAGACCUUAAAAAAAAGUUGGAAAGUGGAAGAAAAAGUAUUCUCGCCUAAAGAAGUCAAUGCAUCAAAAUAAAAAUGUUGCUCAACAAACUAGUUCCCCAUCAGUUUGACCUGGAACUAGAGUACAACAGAUCAUAGAAAGGUCUUCAAUACAGCAAAAAAGAGUAGAUGAAAUUAAAAAACAACUUAUUUUUGGGGAGACCAUCAAGGACCA